Molecule: messenger RNA, 3954 nt
Organism: Synchytrium microbalum
Lineage: Eukaryota; Fungi; Chytridiomycota; Chytridiomycetes; Synchytriales; Synchytriaceae
Exons: 24
Coding region: 1-3954 (1317 amino acids)
Biological process (GO): protein export from nucleus; RNA export from nucleus
Cellular component (GO): RNA nuclear export complex; nucleus; cytoplasm
Molecular function (GO): nuclear export signal receptor activity; RNA binding; small GTPase binding
Source: RefSeq, a predicted model, not a curated record
AUGGACCCGAAUACAUUGAAUCAGGUCGUGGAGGCUCUGAACACCAUCUUCAAUCCAUCAUCAACAAACGACCAACGACGAAUAGCUCAACAAUUCUGUGAAAGUGUCAAAGAAGCUCCUACUGGACCCAUCGUUGGACACUUUCUCGCUCGUAAAGAUUCAGGACAACCAGAUGUAGUCAGGCAUUUUGGAUUGUCAGCACUCGAACACGGUAUCAGGUUUCAUUGGGCUCAAUACACGGCACAAGAACGUGAACAGAUUCGAAAUUGUGUUGUUGAUCUUGUUCAGAAUGGCACGAAAGAUAUAUUAAUUGAGCCAUUAUACAUCAAAGAGAAAUGUGCUCGAUUAUUUGUUGAAGUCGCUAAGCGUAUGUGGCCUGGACAAGCUUGGGACAAUGCUGAUAGGCUUUUGAGGCAGCUUUAUGAUGCAACUCCAACUACACGAGAAGUAGUCCUCCUCAUUCUCAGGUCACUAGCAGAAGACGUAUUCGUAUUCGAAGAUGCAGUCGCAGAACUCCGUAAACGUGAAUUAUGUUCUGCAAUGAUGGCAUCAGCUAUCUCGUCACAUUUACUCGAACAAGAACGCCAGAGUCGACUUGCUGAAACACAGAACGCUAAUGGGGGUGGCAUGGUUGGUGUACCUGCUGCUACUGCUACUGGUGCCGUGCCGAUAUCUGUUGCUGGCAUGUCCAGGAAGUUGGAUGUUGACAUGUUGAGUAAUUUACAUCAGAUGGAUCAGAACAAUGAAGGGUGGCUUGCGAGGUGGUCUAGAGCGUUAGGAGAGUUGCAUGAUGAAUGGAGACGAGAGGGUCAAAUUGGAAACGCGCCAGCGUCCAGUAUUGCAGAAAAGUUAUGUGUAGCUACUUUGAAUGCUAUACAGAUGUAUUUGGAUUGGGUGUGGUUGAGUUCAUUGGUCGAAUGCAAGCUAGUACAUCGUAUCAUCGAGCUACUCAUUUCCGACAGUCCCUCUAUACGCUUAGCUGCUGCUGAAUGUUUGACAGUUCUCGGUGAUCGCCACAUUCCACCAACAGAUACUUACCGAGACUCGUCCAUAAUUGAACCUGUAUUCAGUUUUGGUCUUGAUACAAUGUUUGCUGCAUGGGCUCGAUCUCAUAAUGCUACGACUUUGGAUCCAAGUACUUUGAAUACUAUAGAACAGACUGUUCUUGUUCCUGAACAAGAAUAUGCAUUUUUGAAACGCUUUGUACAGGCAUAUACACUCAUUGGUGAAAAUCACGUUUGCAUGAAAAAACAAGUUAGUGUGGUACCACAAUCUCUCAACAAAUAUUUAACUCUCAUGAUACUUAUUGCCGAUCACCCAUCACUUUUACUUUCGUCAUCAACGGACACGUUCUUUUCAGAGAUCCUGAAGCAUGAGAACUUCAAAAAUACUGCGGAAAUUCAAGCCAUAAUGCCAAAACUAUUGGAACAUUCAAUUGAAGGCAUAUCUACCUCUGUUGAGAUAUCAGAAGUCUCGAAAUACUAUCGAGAUUUGGAUUUCGCUACCACAUCCGAAUAUAAUAUGUACCUUCAAACCAACCGCGUGAAGAUCAAGGAGAUUGUGAAAUCGAUUGUUGCUCUGAAGCCUGUGGAAUCAUUCCAAUGGUUGAUUGGAAGGAUACAAUCUACAUUGGUUGUUCCUGUCGAAUCGUCUUCGCUGAAUGAGAAGGGCAUGCUGACUCCUCAAGCUCCUGUAUAUCGUGCAUUUGAAACAACUGCAAACUUAGUCGAAAUCAUGGUGCCUGGAAUACCUGUUGAAAUCAUCAAGGGAACAGAUGCGUCCAAGAUUGCCAUUCAUCAACAACUGCUACCACUGAUGCAACAAGCUGUUCAAGCAAUCAUCAAUUAUGUUUCAAAUGAUUCAAGCAUUUUGAGGUUUCAAAUCAGCAUGAUAUUACCUUUUGCUGCUGUAUUGAGUACCAGUCGAGACUUGUUGAUGGCUACUCUGACAAAACUGUUCUCAAUGGUGAGCUUUACUAUGCUGUCUGAAACCAAUGCUGUGCAACAACGAUGGCCUAUGUCUGAAGAGACCAAGAUUGUUCGUAUCAAGGCGUGUACUUCUUUGAGCAAGUUGGGAGUUGUUAUGGCUGAUGAGCUAUUUACUGUGUAUGAUCAAAUCACUGGAGCCAUAGCUGGUCUGAUUCAAAAGGGACUCUUGUUUGAAGAAGAACAUCGACAUCUGGCUGAAGCGCAAAUUACCAUAUUACAUUAUUCAUCACUCGCACCGGACGAGAAGAGACUACGAUUAAAAGUUGUGGUUGAUCCGUACAUUCAGAACUGGGCUUCGGUUCCUAUGGCAGAGUUUGCAAGCAGCCCGACCAACUUUAUGACCUUUUUGGGAAUUGAUGUCAUCGCGUCGAAUGUGGAUACGCUGAAUCGAGUGGAAGGUUCGUUGGAGACCGUCCAGCCUGCAUUAUAUGAGAAAUUGAUGCAGAGAAAGUUUGACCGUAACAAGGUUGGGCUUAUGGUAGCUGCAUUGACUGCAUUCCUUCGUCGAACAGUCGACACACGAAAGAAGAACAAGCAUCCACUUGGUAUACCACCAUCUUCAGCUAAACGUAGAGAGAAACGGAAUGCAUCCAGUCCACCACCUCCCAACAGCUUUUGGAAAGAAUUCUUGCCGAACAUUGUUCCAAAUGUGCUUUUGCUCAUUCAGUCAAUCCAUUCCUUAUGGGAUAUUCGAGCAUGGGAAGGACUACCACCAGAAUUGAGCAGCAUUCGUGAUAUAAGUCCACCAGAACGCCAAUUCUAUGUAUUUGGAACUGCUACGAAACGAGUUGAUGACGAUGGUACUGAAAUGUCUGCGGGGCCAUCUGGAAGUUCUCCUGAAGAGCUUGACAGGCAAAUGCAGAUUGUGCGGUUGUGGCUUGUGCAUAUGCGUGAGAACUGUUAUCACAUGCUGGCAUUGCUGACAUAUAUCGAUACAGACUUGUAUACGCUUCCAGGCUUCUCUGAAGCUCUUACGACGUCUCUCUUCUCAGCCGCUCUCCACUUGGAUAAUAGGCAUUGGAAGUCUCUCAUCACAACAGCACUACCACCACUCAUCAUGCACUGUCCACCUGGAAAUCCACUACUUCAUUUAGUGCUACCGCCAUUCUUUGAAUAUGUGACGAAACGUCUUGAUUCAGAAUGGGGUAGUGCAGCUGCUAAAGGAGGCUUCAAACCUGAGGAUGAAGAGAAUGGCAUUGGCGUUGAUGAUGAAGACAAGAUGGAGGAUGUUAGUGAUGAGAUUGUAUUUGAAAGAAUAUUGAGGGAUUUUACGAGGUCUGUUGCAGAGUUUCUUGCUACUGUGUUUGCAGCUUCAAUUGAAAAACCACCACCACCAGCACCACGGCCAGUAUUUGCCAAUGAGGAGCUGGCCGAGUACAUAUUAUCAAACGCCACUAUAUAUACACCCAUGUUGCAUUGUCUUGCCCGAUUGAUUGUAUACGAAGACACCAAAUCAAGUCGUCGAGCAUUGAGCACGAUGAUUCGGCUUGUACCCGUCAUGUGUCGAUCUGUACAGUUCGCUAGUUUUCUUGGUCGUGAUGUGUUGAUAGCUUCUUUGACGACAUUACACGAUGGAUAUCACACGGAAGUACAUAACGAAGCAGUCGCGCUUGUAGCAGAAAUCCAUCUCCGUCUCCGGUUUGGCCAAAACUCGACCAUCCCAUAUGAAACCAUGUUAUCACUACCUGAUAUGACACCACAACGACUAGAUGCCUUUGAAACAGAACUGAAAACAAAAACAUCACCCAAAGAUCAACAAGCUGUAGUCAAACUGUUCUUGCAAGGGAUUACAGGAAUGGCGAUUUCUCAAUGGUUUGUCAGGAAGGAUUCAUUUGUAUUGUCGAGUGGGCCCAAAGAACGAUUGCAGAAUCGGCCGGCAGAGAGGGAUUCACAUCGAGGUGAUAUUAUUGAAGGGACUGGGACGGAUGAGUCUGUUGGGAUUGAUGGUAUGUUUGCUAGCUCAUGA